CUCCUGACAAAUGAUACAGAAUACUUGGAGAGUCAGAGUGAGGAUGAGGAGCAGAGGAGCAUCCAACUGGUUUUCCUGGACCUCACAGUGGCCUUCAUGAGGAGAAUGAAUUAUAAGGAGCUGGCUGACUGUCUGCAGAGCAUUCUUUCAUGAACUCGUGCUGAAGUUUGUCGUCGUAAAUUCAAAUCUAACAUGAAGCAGAAGUUUGAGCGUGUGUUUGAGGGGAUCUCUAAAGCAGGAAAGACGACUCUUCUGAAGGAGAUCUACACAGAGCUCUACAUCACAGAGGGCGGGGCUUCAGAGGUCAACCAGGAACAUGAGGUCAGACAGAUUGAAGCAGCAUCCAGGAAAACAGACACACCACAAAGAACCAUCACAUGUGAAGACAUCUUUAAAGCCUCAGCUGACACACAGCCACCAAUCAGAACAGUGCUGACAAAGGGCGUGGCCGGCAUCGGGAAAACAGUCUUAACACAGAAGUGGAUUCUGGACUGGGCUGAAGGACAAACCAACCAGGACUUCCACUUCAUAUUUCCAUUAACUUUCAGAGAGCUGAAUGUGCUGAAAGAGAAGAAGUUCAGCUUGGUGGAACUUGUUCAUCACUUCUUUCCUGAAACCAAAGAAGCAGGAAUCUGCAGCUUCCAGCACUUCCAGGUGUUGAUCAUCUUGGACGGUCUGGAUUGUCGCCUCCCUCUGGACUUCCACAGCAAUGACAUCCUGACUGAUGCCACAGAGUCGAGCUCAGUGGAUGUUCUGCUGACAAACCUCAUCAGGAGGAACCUGUUUACCUCUGCUCGCCUCUGGAUCACCACACGACCUGCAGCAGCCAAUCAGAUCCCUCCUGAGUCUGUGGACAUGGUGACAGAGGUCAGAGGCUUCACUGACCCUCAGAAGGAGGAGUACUUCAGGAAGAGAUUCAGAGAUGAGGAGCAGUCCAGAAGAAUCAUCUCCCACAUGAAGACAUCACGAAGCCUCCACAUCAUGUGUCACAUCCCAGUCUUCUGCUGGAUCACUGCUACAGUUCUGGAGGACGUGUUGGAAACCAGAUACAGACAAAAGCUUCCAGAGACCCUGACUGAGAUGUACAUCUACUUCCUGGUGGUUCAGUCCAAAGUGAAGAAGGUCAAGUAUGAUGAAGGAGCUGAGACAGAUCCACUGUGGAAUCCAGAGAACAGGGAGAUGAUUGUGUCUCUGGGAAAACUGGCUUUUGAGCAGCUGCAGAAAGGGAACCUGAUCUUCUAUGAAGAGGACCUGACAGAGUAUGGCAUUGAUAUCAGAGCAGCCUCAGUGUACUCAGGAGUCUUCACACAGAUCUUUAAAGAGGAGAGAGGACUCUACCAGGACAAGGUCUUUUGUUUCGUCCAUCUGAGUCUUCAGGAGUUUCUGGCUGCUCUUUAUGUCCAUCUGACCUUCAUCCAGUCUGGAGUCAACCUGCUGUUCAAAGAACAAACAUCAUCCAGAAGGUCUGAGAUGUAUGAAGAAGAAUCUGAUGAAGCACUUUUCUCUAAGAGUGAUAUGUCAGAAGAUGAAGAUAAACCUGAACUAACACGUCUCCAUCAGAGUGCUGUGGAUGAGGCCUUACAGAGUCCAAAUGGACACCUGGACUUGUUCCUGCACUUCCUUCUGGGUCUUUCGCUGCAGACCAAUCAGACUGUCCUACGAGGCCUGAUGACACAGACAGACAGAAUCUCAGAGACCAAUCAGGAAACAGUCGAGUACAUCAAGAAGAAGCUUAAUGAGAAUCUGUCUGCAGAGAGAAACAUCAAUCUGAUCUACUGUCUGAAUGAACUGAAGGAUCGUUCUCUACUGGAUCAGAUCCAGCGGCUCCUGAACUCUGGACAUCUCUCUGCAGGUGUUCUGUCUGGUUCUUAUUUAUCAGCUCUGGCCUUCAUCUUACUGUCCUCAGAUCAACAUCUGGAUGUGUUUGACCUGAAAAAAUAUCAACCUUCACAUGAGGCUCUUCUGCUGCUGCUGCCAGUGAUCAAAGAAUCUACAAACGUUUUGUUAUCUGGCUGUAAUCAGCUGAGAAGCUGUGAAGUUCUCAGCUCAGUUCUCAGCUCUCAGUCCUCCAGUCUGAGAGAACUGGACGUGAGUAACAACGAUCUGCAGGAUUCAGGACUGAAGCUGCUGUCUGCUGGACUGGAGAGUCCACACUGUCACCUGGAGACUCUCAGGCUGUCAGGCUGUCUGAUCACACAUGAAGGCUGUGCUUCUCUGGCCUCCAACCCCUCCCAUCUGAGAGAGCUGGACCUGAGCUACAACCAUCCAGGAGACUCAGUCAAGCUGCUGGAUCUACUCCGGACUCUGGACUCUCUCAGGGUGGAUCCUGGUGGAGUCCGAUGGCUGAGACCAGGUCUGAGGAAGUAUUUCUCUGAACUCUCUCUGGAUCCAAACUCAGUGAACAGAAAACUCAAACUGUCCAAAAACAACACAAAGGUGGAACAUGUGGAUGAGGAUCAGUCAUAUCCUGAUCAUCCAGACAGAUUUGACCUUUGGCCACAGGUCCUGUCUUCAACUGGUCUGACUGGUCACUCUUAUUGGGAGGUCGAGUGGAGAGGAGGCGUUUAUAUAUCAGUGACUUACAGAAGAAUCAGAAGGAAAGGAGACAUUUUGGACUGUGAGUUUGGACGUAAUGAUCAGUCCUGGACUCUGUUCUGCUGUGAUGACCGUUGUUUCUCUGUUUAUCACAAUAACAGAGGAACAGACCUUCCUCGCUCCCCUUCGUCCUCUCACAGAGUCUCAGUGUUUGUGGACUGUCCUGCUGGGACUCUGUCCUUCUAUGAAGUCUCCUCUGACUCUCUGAUCCACCUCCUCACCUUCUGCUGCAUGUUCACUGAACCUCUGUGUGCUGGGUUCUGGUUUGGUUCUGGUUCCUCUGUGUCUCUGUGUGGACUGUAGGAGAGAGUAGAGAGU
This is a messenger RNA of Thalassophryne amazonica, 2913 nucleotides long. RefSeq names its product protein NLRC3-like. The transcript is spliced from 7 exons. The coding region runs from base 193 to 2898 and encodes 901 amino acids. The record is from RefSeq and is a predicted model, not a curated record. Gene Ontology annotation, molecular function: protein binding. NCBI's taxonomy places the organism in Eukaryota, Metazoa, Chordata, Actinopteri, Batrachoidiformes, Batrachoididae.